CCGGAGAAGCACGCCGACUCGUUUAACCGCGAGUAUUUCCACUAACCAAUUUUAUAGAAAAAAGUAUUCAGCGUUUUAACGUACAGAUUUAGAUCUGUGAACGCAGUUUGAGUGAUUUGCCAUUUGCACAUUGAAAAUCCAAAUUAGUGGAAUUGUUAACCAUAAAAUUCGGCAGAAAUGGGAAACGUACUAGCCGCUUCUGCACCUCCACCACCUCCACCGCCACCCCCGGCAUCGAGUGUGCUGCCGAAUUUAGGGAAGCCAGAUUCCUCCGCAGGCUUUUAUGCCCCCACUGAACUCCCGGAUCGCAUAGAAAAUCCAGGAACGAUCGAGGAUCUUCAUAAGAAGUGCAAAGAUGUGUUUCCUGUAAAUUUUGAAGGAGCAAAACUGAUGUUCAGUAAAGGGCUCAGUUAUCACUUUCAAAUUUCACAUACGAUAAAUAUGAGUUCUUUUGUUCCAUCGGGGUACAGGUUUGGAGCAACGUAUGUUGGUACAAAACAGCUGAUACCUAGGGAAGCUUAUCCUGUGUUAAUGGGUGACAUUGAUCCAAGUGGAAAUCUGAAUGCCAAUGUCAUGCACCAGUUUGGCCAAAGAUUGAGGGGGACAUUAGCAACCCAAGUACAAAAGAGUAAAUUUACUGCUGUACAGUUGACGACGGAUUAUCGUGGAGAUAGUUAUACAGUCUCUUUGACUCUAGGCAAUCCAGAUAUAAUUAAUGGUUCUGGUGUAUUUGUGAUGCAUUAUCUUCAAAGCGUAACACCAUCUAUAGCACUUGGUGGCGAAUUCGCGUAUCAACGUGGUUUACCAGGAGGUCAGAUCGCUGUUGUUUCAGCCGCCGGAAGGUAUACGAACGGAGAUUCCACGAUCACUGGAAGUCUAGGAAUGAACAGUUGUCAUGUAUGUUUUCAUCAAAAAGCUAGUCAACAGUUACAAGUCGGUGUAGAGUUAGAAAUUAACAGUAGAAUACAGGAAUCCACUGGAACAAUCGCUUAUCAAGUCGAUUUGCCUAAGGCCGAUUUAGUGUUCAAAGGAAGCGUCGACACAAAUUGGACAGUAAGUGCUGUUUUGGAAAAGAAAUUGCAGCCGUUGCCGCUUUCGUUCGCGUUAAGCGGUGCAAUGAAUCAUAGUAAACAACACUUUCGACUGGGCUGCGGUGUAAUAAUCGGUUAAGGAUAGUCUAGCAGUCGAGUAUCGAUUACGUAUGUGAUCUAGCCGAACGAUUGGAAGGGAAGCGACAAGAGUAUUUCGAGUUCUGUGCACUCCCCUUACGAGAAUGUAGUAAUUAGCGUCUUUAAACACCUGAACACCUCUCCUUUCUCCUUGUUGAUUACCUCAUCGACUCGCUGUCAUAUUUAUACGUUCGUUCUGUUUGUUUAUCUUUGAUUAAAGGGACACCGUACCAACAGGGUACUCUCAUCAUCUCCGCGUAUGUUCCUGCACUUUGUGGCAUGCAUUUUUCGCUGUCUUUGUUCGCGUACGGGUGAUAAAAUCAUUGCGUUAAAUUGUGCAAUUUCCCCCACCCCAGUGAUUGUCGUUUUCUUCAUUUUCAUACUAAUUACUAUGGUUGAUGUGUCAGGAGAUGUUGCAUGUCCAACAUCUGUACAUUCUCAUGGUCUCUGCGUGUACGAAUUUAUAGAGAUGCGUUUAUCAUUCGGCCAUCCUGGAAAAGUAACGCGGCGGCAAUCUUAUGUAAAUUUUCUAUGUGUAUAUAAGUCGGAAUUCGUUCGCGCGUAUACGCAUCAAAGUACAAGUGUAUGUACGUCCACGUUCAGAACCGUGUUUAAUAAUUGUUACAGGCAGCAUAGUGUCACUGGCACUCGAUUUUUGUUGCGUGGCAGAUUAUACGUGAAAUCGCGUUAUACGUGA
Messenger RNA from Dufourea novaeangliae, 1866 nucleotides. Its product is annotated as mitochondrial import receptor subunit TOM40 homolog 1-like. Gene Ontology annotation, biological process: protein import into mitochondrial matrix. Gene Ontology annotation, cellular component: mitochondrial outer membrane translocase complex; mitochondrial outer membrane. Bases 178 to 1170 code for a protein of 330 amino acids. The record is from RefSeq and is a predicted model, not a curated record. The transcript is spliced from 6 exons. Gene Ontology annotation, molecular function: transmembrane protein transporter activity. NCBI's taxonomy places the organism in Eukaryota, Metazoa, Arthropoda, Insecta, Hymenoptera, Halictidae.